This is a messenger RNA of Strongylocentrotus purpuratus (purple sea urchin), 2815 nucleotides long. RefSeq lists its product as uncharacterized. NCBI's taxonomy places the organism in Eukaryota, Metazoa, Echinodermata, Echinoidea, Camarodonta, Strongylocentrotidae. The transcript has 2 exons. Gene Ontology annotation, molecular function: protein binding; zinc ion binding. Bases 490 to 2205 code for a protein of 571 amino acids. The record is from RefSeq and is a predicted model, not a curated record.
UUUUAUGAAUUGAGUCUACAAUGGAAAAAGUCUGGAUACAUAAUGUGAGAGAACAUAGAAAGAGGGAGAGGAAGAGAGAGAUGGAGGAGCAAACAGUGACAUUAUAUACCCCAACAUUUCGUUUGCAUUUAAAUGCUGCAUAUGAAGAUGAUGGUGAGCAAAAUAAAUUGAGAGGCCUUCGGCUUACGUGAAUUCAUGUCCACGUGAUCAUGAGGGGGUUUAACAUGUAGGUUAAAACAUUAGGUUAACACAAUCAUGCCAAACCAUUGAACGGAACUAUUAUAUCCGUUGAGUGAUUCAUGCGUUUCCUGCAAAAAUUGGAAAUAUCCGAUCGAUAUUUCGCAAUACGCACUGCACCUCCUUUUAAAUUGCGUACACGCAAACUGUAAACUGCUAUACUACAUCGUUUUCCUGUAUGGUAGAGAAGUCCUCAUCGUAACGGGAUAAUACAGCAAAUUAUUCGUUAAUUGCUGCCAUUUGCUCCUUAUCAUGGCGUCCAAGUUCCCAGCAGGGAGAGAUGAAAAGGUCAAGCUACGCCCUAGAAAAGAUCAUGACAUGACAUGGUCGUGUGACAAACAUGGGGAGCCAAUCAAAUUUUACUGUAAAGAACACAAAAUCCCCGUUUGUCAUCCAUGCGCUACAAAAGAUCAUAAGCCAUGUGAGCUAGACGACAUCGAGGAUGUCAUCUUGGAGAGGAGGAGGAAACUGGAUGACAGACAGCAAGAGAUAGAGGAAAUGAAGAAACAAUUGAAAGCGCUUGAUUCUAAACUAGAGUCCAAUGAAACCUCUGCAAGUAACCAUGUUCAAUCAGUCAACGAUGAAAUUAAGGUGGCAUUCGAAGACAAAUUGCAGAUUGUGAAAAACAAAGAGAAACGAUCGAUUCGUUCGAUCGACGAGAAGGCGGAUAAAGAAAUCCAAAUAAUUAACGAAAAGAGGGAAAGACGAAUCAAAUCAUGUCACGAAGAAGCAGAACAACAACAACUAACCAUCAAAGAAAGCCAAUCGAAAUUAGAAUCAGAGACAAAGGCAAUCAGCGAGGUGGUUGCUAAAAAGAUAAAAGAUCUCACAAGUAAGAAUCAGCAUGCAAUCACCAUUAUGGAUAAUGUUGACGCCAAGAUCAAAAGAAUCAAACAAGAUGACAAAACAUUAGUGAAUGAAGCUCCUCAAGUACUUGCAUCACUUGAUGGCAAUUUAAGUUUGAUUGUUCAUCAAGAUGUUAGCGACUAUCUUGCCCGAAUACUGCGGGGGGUUCAGAAAGUAGAGUUUGUCGAGGGUGAGGUAGGUGGGGAACACUACGGGAGAAUCAAUGGCUAUAUCGGUAAAUGGGAGCUUGUCAAGUCAAUCCCCAUUCCUCCGAUUGUUGAAUUCCCUGAGGUGUGUGGUUGGAUCAGUGAUGAUGAGAUAUGUGUGUGGGACCGGGGGUGGUUUUUAACUCACCAAUCCUGGUGGGACUUAGAUAGUAAUGCAACGUAUGUUACAAAUAUCAGCACUGAACACACAAAGAAAGUCAUUGAAGGGGGAAGUAACGUGUAUAUUACAUCAUGCGCGUCCAUAGACAGCAACGUAAUAGUAUGCGGUAAGGGGAGAAAAGACUACACAGGUGACAGCUUGGAUGGAUGCAUCACUCUCUAUGACAGACAAUGGGAGGUGAUUAGAGACAUCACCAUACCGAGGAAUAACCGCUCUAAUCAGGGAGUUGGGAGAGUGUACGUUGAUGUUGACAGGGAUGGGAUGAUCCUCGCUGCUCAGAACAAUCAGUCUAAUAUCUACGUCAUCAACCCUGCUGAUGGUAAGAUAGUCAAUACUAUUACGAUGCAGGGCAAGGUGGUGAUGGGUAUGAUACAAGCCUUGUCAUCAGGUGAUAUCACUAUGACGACAGUCGAGCGUAGUGAAUUCACUAUCAUAUCACGAUCAGGUGAAGCGAAAGUUGUCUUAAACUCUGAUGAGUGGUUUUAUCCACAGUGUCACGUUGACAAACUGACAGACACACUCUACAUCACAUACGUGGAUAGCAAGCGUAGGACCUUCGCAGUUGAUCAGGUGUCAUGUGAUGGCAUCAUCCAGGCCACGAGGAUCGUGGAACGCGAGGAAGGAAAACGGAACGUCGACCUUUACACCAGCCAAAUCCUCGUAACUCCUUCUGGUAACCUUGUAGCUUGUGACACUUUUGAUAUUUGUGUUUACAAGAAGAUAUUUAUUUUAUGAGUCAUCUGAAGUAAUAGAUGUAAUUACUCAUACUGCAGGAUUAAUUAGCCUAAACGGAAUAUAUGAUUAUUCGAUUGUUCAUUAAACUUAAUCGAAGUUAAACCAUUUGUAUUUUUAACUAAGGAAUACGUUUUUUUUUACAUAUGGAAUACUAACGAAAACAAAUUUGUUUAUGUUGUUUCGAAAUCUUGGUGACUUCUAAGAAGUUGUUUACACCAUACCCGUAAUAAAAUUAUUGUUUAAAUUUCAAACCGUACAUGAUAAUUUUAUUUCUUAAUAUAUUAAUUGAAAUUGGAAUCACAGUAAUUUAUGAACGGGGUAGGUACAUUAUGUUUGAAGUAAGCCGGGUAAACGUUAUCUUAUGUUUGUGGAUAAUCUUUAUUUACGAUUAAUCUUGAUUUAAUAAAUUCUUCUUCUUUUUACUCCAAUGUGGACCAAUAUGCCAUGUAUAGAAUUUAAAAAAAUGAUUAAGAAAUGAAUACUCGUUCUAACAGAGAAAGACAAAAAUACAUUUAUCGCUUGUCGUUGGUGCACAAUAUAUUUAGAUCGAUAUGAAGUCUCAAUAGGCUUAGCUACUUUCAAACAGUGAGGGAAUGUCAUAUUAACAAAU